Messenger RNA from Lachancea thermotolerans CBS 6340, 12327 nucleotides. It is a transcript of the gene DYN1, whose product is annotated as dynein heavy chain. Gene Ontology annotation, cellular component: dynein complex. Lineage: Eukaryota; Fungi; Ascomycota; Saccharomycetes; Saccharomycetales; Saccharomycetaceae. The transcript has a single exon. The record is from RefSeq and is a predicted model, not a curated record. Gene Ontology annotation, molecular function: ATP binding; dynein intermediate chain binding; ATP hydrolysis activity. Bases 1 to 12327 code for a protein of 4108 amino acids. Gene Ontology annotation, biological process: microtubule-based movement.
AUGGACUUGACCAACGGCAAUGCUGUUUCGUCUAGUGACCAAUUAGUGGAGGAAGCCAUCAGGUAUUGUUAUAAAGUGUCUUCUGCUCUGCUCACCGGAGCUGAAGGGUUCACCUUUGAAAAGUUUCAAGAAUUGAACUCUUCAGCGAUUAAGGACUUUGCCGUCAACCGAAGUUCUUCUGUAUUAUACUUGAUCGCCGAUCCCAGCGAAAAUGUCAAAGCAAGCUCGAGCCCCGAUGUCGGGAAUUCCGAACCUGAUCUUCUAAAUGAUGCACACAACCGCAACGUCCUGGCACUGAUAAAGAGCCAACCAACCCUCAGCUUAGAAAAUGCUCUAGAAAGUCAAAUACUAGUUUUGAGCAUGGCUCAAGGCCUUGAAAUGAAAGCAUUCAAUCAAGUUAUGGCCCUUGGUGUUACAUCUCUUAUUGAAUGCGCGUUGGGACCACAACAGCUGAUGAACACAGAUAAUGGGUCUCUUCAAAACAUGCGUCUUAAAAUUGACGAGUUCUUUUCUAGUAUGAAGAACGUUGAAAGCUGGGCUGUGGCGCCAAACUUACUGUUAUCUGGAGAUCGGCUUAUAAAAGACAUUGUGAACAGAGGCGCGACCAUAGAAAACUUUGAGGAGUUCUUGCCUGACACUCAAUUUGCAGACUCGGUAUUUCUGAAUUCGCUGCAGAGAAUAGUUAAUGGUUGGAUUCACUCUGCUGAAAGCUUUUCAAACUCAAUGAGAAGCAUCGACGACGGAGACGCCAAAGACGAAGUUAGCUUUUGGCAAAAAUUGGAGCAAGGAUUGCUAUCUAUUCAAGAUCAAUUACAGAGCAGUGAAGCAAAAAUAACAGUGGAAAUUUUAAAGAACUCUCGCAGGCCGCAGGCCGCCUUCUCUUUACUUGCAAGUUCCACAGUGCCCGAGCGGCUUAAGAAGGUCAAAAGUUACAAUCAGUUCCUUUGCGAAUUGCCCAUGAAAAAGUUGCAGACAGCCGUCUCUUUGCCAACACUUGACGGACUCAUAGAUGCAUUUGCUACCGCUUUCAAAAGGCUAAGAACGUCCCUGUUCCCUAUAUCCCGCGCACAGGCUUUAACAGAGCAAAUAUGUGUAGAAGUUAUCUGCAAAAUCAAGAAGCUUGUCCCCCAGUUGGCCUCGCUACCAUUCGGUGAAUAUGAAUCUAAAACAAAGGCAUUAGAAGGUUUUCUUAGCAGGUGGGACGAGCUCAUCGAAUCAGCUACAUUAAUUAUGAGAGAAGUGACAAGAAGGCGCUCAGAAAAGUACGUGCCAAUAAAAAUUGCAUCGAAAACCGAUCUUCUCAGGCACCGACUUAGUGGAAUCAAGAAACUUAGGUCAACUUAUGAAGAGCUUUCCCUCGACCUUGAAAACCCUGACAUGCUGAAAUACAAAGCAGAAGUACCCUUCGUUUACGAACCUCUGAAGACCACAGAUUGUUUAAGCUGUUCCACAGAACAAUGGUAUGCACUGGAAAGCACUUGCAAUCAAAGGCUGGGCAUUUUGGAAAACAAGAUAUUGAAUGCCCUCUUAUUUAAGCUUCAUUUGUGCGAAUCUACAAACGAAAUGUUCACGUUACUUGAGAAGUUUCGCCCCUUGCUAUCAAGACCUCGGCUGCGAAAAGGCAUUCAACAAUAUCAUGGUGGUCUGCUAAAGGCUGUCGUGGGGGAACUCUCUAACCUGAAGCAGAAGCUCUUGGACUGCAAUGGCGAUUCAAAUGCUGCUGCUUUGAAUGAUUUGCCGCCAGUUUCCUCUUCCCUGAUGCGGAUAAAGCUGUUGAAAAAGAGGGUGUCCACUAUUUUGUCCAAAUUAACUCUAUUAUUGGGCAGGGAUUGGAGCUCCAGCGAAGAUGGUCUGCAUUUGCACUCAGAGUGCAAAUCAAUUUUGGAAGGACUGAAUGAAGAUACAAUUGUGAGCGAAUGGUACUCCAAGGCCAGCUGUUCCGAGGCUCUACUACAAGAACCUAUAUUCAAAGUUCUUAAAAAUGGCGGCGGGUACGCUAUAUUUGUGAACUCGAACCGCGAAUUUAGGGAUCUGUUCAAAGAAGUUAGAAACCUAUGUUGGAUGGGCUAUGAUCUUCCCAGCUCCCUUUUCAAAGCUUCAACUGUCUUGAGAGACCUUUAUCCCAUUACGAUCGAGUUUAUGGAGCUUCUGGAUACAUUUAUCCAAAUAACCAACUUAGUAAAUGAAAGGCCAGCUCUGAAUGCGCUCUUGGGAUCACUCAUAAAAAGAUCUUGGGUUGCUUUAAAGCACUGUAUUAACGAAAACUGGAAAGCUAUAUCUGAAUCAGAAAUAGCAGCUACAACAGCUGCUGUACUAGAUUUUGAUGAAAAUCCAGCUUCCCUUUCUAUAUUCCGCUCCCUUGUUAAUGAAAUUAUAACAAGGUUCAACAGCUUGGAAAGUUUGGAAAGGUCCUUAACAUCUUUUUUAAAUUCGAUCGACUUGACCAAAUUUUCCGAACCUUCUCUUAGAAAUUGGAUUACACAAAUUGUAUCUCUGAAGAGCAGCAUAACGUCACUGGAAAAAGGCAAUUACACUUGUUUCGAAACAUACCUCGAGGCUCAGAUUGAGGAGAGCGUUUUAAACCUAACACGACUUGCGCUCAAACCAGAAAACCUACCCAAAACAAAGCAUGAGGUAACAAUUGACAGUAAUGGCGUUUUAUUGGAGCCUUCACUAGAAUCAACAAAAACGAGAUGGCUUGAGCACAUCCAAAAUACCCUCAAUAUCUCUUUUACUCUUAAGGCUUAUUACGAGGAUGAUAAAGGAGAGCCAGUGGGGCAAAAAACCAAACGCCUCGAUGAAUUUAAAAUCCAAGUUCAAAGGUAUGCAAUGUCAGCAUCCAAAGAGGUUGAGUCGCUACUACAAUCAGCUUGCAUUUUGUUAAGAAGCUUGAACAUAUACAAAGUUUUAUGGAGACCAAAAGAACAAAUAAUUUGGCAUCAGCGAAGAAAUGACAUUCUCUAUUGUUUUGAUCUCUACUCAGACUUCAUGAAAGAAAGAUCAAAAGUUAAAAGCAUGGGAAUGCGCGUGAAGCUUUCAGACUCGCUAACUAUAUCUCUGAAAGAUUUUCAAGCAAAGAUAGAAAGCUGUUACGAAGAUUGGAAUAAAGAACUGCUUAGUGAGCUAGAAUGCCAGUAUGAGAAACAGUCCUUAGAAUUUCAUUCUACGCUCAGUAAUUACAGAAAGCUCUUGGAAUCAAACUCUAUUUCUGUUGAAUCAUGCUCUUUGGAUGAACUAUAUGAAAUUUGCUCCACAAUAGAGAAUUUAAACAAGUCUUGGAGUCAUAAAGAGGAACUACUAAGCACUUUACACUCUGUACAUAUCCUCAUGAGAGAGAACAACCAAUCUUCUCUUUCAGAGGUUAUACAAGGCGAUCAAUUAGACCUGGACAUGAAGCUGCUAAAGCAAAUCCUUGAAAAGAGGCAAGCUUGGCUAGCUGAGAGAAAAUUUAUAAUUGCGAGCCGUAUUGAAAUGUGGAAUGAUAAGCUGCUUAAAAGUGCCAGUUCUUUUCGGGAAGAAUGGCAGAUAUGCAAGCCAGUAUCUCAGGAUCUAAAACCAGAAAACGCUUUAGAGAUACUGGAGCUCAAAGAGCAUGCGGUAUCUCUGGAAAGUAAAAACCUGGAAAUGGUGAACAAAAUAUCCUUGUUCUUGUCUAUACCAGUCAAACAAGGUUUUUCUUUGAUUGACGUCACGGCAGAUAUCGCUGCAUACAAAAUAGCCUGGGAUGCCAUUAGCAUAAGAUGGGCAUCACUAAAGCUAUACCUUAAUACUCCUUGGGCGCAAUCUGACUUGAAUAAUCUAAAAAUAGAGCUCCAGCGUUUAGCUGACGAACAGCAUGAAAACGAAGGAUCAUUGGCUAACCAGGUGGUUUUCAAAGCAUUCUCCGAAAAUAUACAAGGGAUUUUAAAUUCAAUCAAGCUGUUGAAUGCCCUGAAAGAUAAAUGUAUGAAGCCGCGUCAUUGGAAAAUCCUUUUCCAAGAAGCUGGUGGCUCUUCUCCAAGCAGAGAUGAUAUCGAUGGAAUGUCGUUUCUUCUCGAAGAUGUCUUGUCCCUGAAACAGGGUUUAAAUGAAGGCUUUGUAUCAGAGGUGAUUAAGAAUGCCAAGUCAGAAGAAGUUGUUGAGCAGUCCUUAGAAGACAUCGAAUCGCGGUGGCGAUAUACCAAAUUUUUGUCCGCACACCAUGCUGGUAAUUUUGUUAUUGUUAAAAAUUGGGAUACGCUUAUGCAGUCCAUCACUGAUGAUACCAAUACGCUAACUGCAAUGAAGAAUUCGUCACACUAUAAAGUUUUUGAGCAGCGCUCAGUAAGCUGGGAGAUAAAGUUCAAUGAGCUAGCAUUGAUCUUGAAUAGUUGGGCAGAGUCGCAGCGGCUGUGGUUACAUCUCUAUGGUGCUCUUGGGGACAGUGCUAGCUCUUCAAACUUUUUGCGAUCAGAAUCUGCAAGAUUUGAAAUGAUUACAUCAGAAUUCAGUAGCAUUGCUUCGACUGUUUUACAAUCAGACUUGGUACUGGAUGUUUUGCAUAUUAUGGACCUUUCUAGAUCUCUAAGAAAUAUUCUUGAAUCUCUGAAGAGAGUCGUUGGAGCUUUAAAUGGGUACCUAGAGUCACAGAGGGAAAGGUUCCCACGGCUAUAUUUUCUCGGAAACGAGGAUCUUUUGCAGCUUAUGGGGGCCUCUCAGAAUCUAUAUCAGGCCUCUCAUCAUCUGGGUAAAAUCUAUGGCGGUGUUUCUUCCCUCAAGUUUGAAGAUAAGGAAAUAUUUGGCGUCAGCUCGCCCGAAGGCGAAACUUUAGAGUUUUUGGAGCCAAUACUCUUGUCCAAAUAUCCCGAAAUGCAAGAAUGGGUGGCUCAAAUCGGUAUUCAAAUAAAAUCAUCAAUCAUGUCAUCUACAGAAAACUGCCUUGAAAAGCUAAAAGUUAGUGGAGUUCAGGAAUUAUCACAGUUAUUCGAGCAACAUGUUUUCCAAGCUCUUUUACUUUCGUUCCAGAUAAGGUGGACAUCUAUUAUUGAGGACGCGAUUUCUCAGGAUGAAAUUUCUCCCAAACUGAAUGAAAUUCAGACUGUUUUUAAUAAACUGAAUUCCCUUUUGAAAGACACAAAAAGCUUUUUGAGAAGAAGAAAGAUCGAGUCACUUAUUGUUGAGUGCAUCCACUAUCUUUCUCUUUCCGAAGAAUUGCGUGCCUUUGACGUUGCAGGACGUAAAAAUAUAUGGAAUAGUAUCCCGAAGUACUAUCACAAUGCCUCCGAAUAUGAUAUGUUUCAAAGAAUUACUGUCAGCAUAGGGAAUAACAAAUUUUCCCAUGGCCUGGAGUAUAUUGGUGUACCUGAGAGGCUCAUAUACACGCCUUUAAUGAGGAAUUGCUUCGUCGCAAUGGCACAUGCCUUGGCUCAAAACUUGGGAGGUUCACCGUUUGGGCCAGCUGGAACAGGAAAAACAGAGACUAUAAAGGCCCUUGGUCAAAACCUUGGUCGGUUUGUGCUGGUGUUUAACUGCGAUGAGUCGUUUGAGUUCCAGUCCUUAGGGCGUUUGCUUCUCGGUAUUGGGCAAGUCGGCGCUUGGGGAUGUUUUGACGAGUUUAACAGAUUGGAAGAAAGCAUAAUGAGUGCCGUAUCAACUCAGAUUGAAACUAUACAGGAUGCUUUGGCCAGAAAACAGGAAAAGUUUGUUUUAUUAGGAAAAACAGUUUAUUUGGACGAUAGCGCUGGAAUUUUCAUCACAAUGAACCGUGGUUACAAAGGUAGGCGGGAACUUCCAGACAAUUUGAGAAAAAAGUUUAGGCAGUUUUCCAUGAAGUCGCCUGAUUACACCAUCAUUGCAGAUGUAAUUUUAACCACACUUGGGUUUGAAAAUGCUAAAAAUAUGGCGAAAAAGAUCUGCAAUUUCUUGACUGAGAUGGAGUGCCUGUGUUCUCAGCAGAGACAUUAUGAUUUCGGGUUGAGAGCUAUGAAGGGAAUCCUUCGAAAUUGCAGAGUUCUCAAGAAUAAGCACGGUGGUACCGACCAGGACAUUCUUCUUGAAAGCUUGCAUCAGAUGCUUUCUCCUCGUCUCGUCAAGUCUGAUGAAGAUGCAUUCUGCAAGACAAUGUCUGCGUUAUUUCCAAAUACUCAUUUGAAUUACAAUGACAAUGAUUUUCGCGAAGGCGUCGAAAAGGUUUGCCAAUUUGGUAACAAAACGCCUACUGAUCUUUUUGUGAAAAAGUGCAACCAACUAUUUCAGAUUCAAAAUUCGCAACAAGCUAUUAUCUUGAGUGGGCCUCCAGGCACAGGAAAAACAACCAUAUGGAAUUCUACGCUAGAUUGCAUGGAAUUGGCGGAUGGAAUCAAAAAUAAAGUAUUCCUUAUUGAUCUCAAGGUCUUGGCAAAGGAACAGCUCUACGGAUGCCUUGAUCCAGUCACUUUUGAAUGGACUGAUGGUGUGUUUACUUCCAUCAUUAGAAAAGUUGCUCAAGAUCAAAUUGAAAAGCAUAAUGAAACCCGCAUUUGGAUUAUUUUUGAUGGCGACUUGGACCCUGAAUAUGUGGAAACAAUCAACAGUGUGCUUGAUGACAAUAAGGUGUUAACUUUGCCGAAUGGCGAGCGCUUCAAAAUACCAGAUAAUCUUCGAUUAAUAUUCGAGGUGGAUGACUUGGAUAUUGCAACGCCUGCAACAAUUAGUCGUUGCGCCGUUAUCGUUAUUGAUCGACCAGUUUGCAGUCCCUCUGAAAUGCUCCCUGCACUGCUUGUUGAAAAGCUUCACGACAUGCAGAUAGCUUCGAGGCUUCCUAUGAGCUUUUUGGAUGCUUUCUGUGAAAUCAGUUACGAUGUAUUGGGGCAAAAACUCCACGAUUUGCAUGAUUUUGCUAAAACGCUGCCGAACGCCAUGGACACAAGCCUGUUGGGCUCGUUGGAUAAUCUUGUCUCCUUAACAUGUUCUCAACUAUUCCAAAAAUCAGAAUCUGUGCAAAAAUUAUCAAAAUCAAGUUUCUCUAACUUUGCCAAGUGCCUUUUAUGUAUCAAUAUUGUUUGGGCCAUAACUGGAGCUUGCAAUGAAGAUGACAGGUCUACCUUCGAGCAGUAUAUGAGAACGGGGCUUGGAAUAGAGGAUUUAGCUUCUAAUGACUCGCUAUCGCUAACAGACUACGAGGCAAAAGCAGGAGAGCCCAAACUGCGUCCUUUAUCUAUGUCCAUGCCGCAAAUUACACUAGAACCUCACGAAGUCAUUUUGCCUGAUCUUAUGAUACCAACUGUUGAUACCAUGAAGCAUGAACGCCUAAUACUCGAUCUUCUUUACGCAAGAAAAUCACCAAUUUUAUGCGGACCUCCAGGGUCAGGGAAAACAAUGACAAUAUUCAAUGCUUUGAAGAACUCCAAGAAAUUUGACCUUAUUGGGCUAACUUUCUCUAAGGAGACCACUGUGGCAUCUUUUCUUGAUACACUGAAACACCACACAACAAUAACAGAAACCGCAAAGGGCAUUUUACUGAAACCAAAGUCUCUAAGCAAGGACCUAGUGGUAUUUUGUGAUGAAAUCAAUUUACCCGAAGCCGAUGAGUAUGGCGCACAGCCAGUGAUUUUACUCUUAAGACAAUUGCUUGAGAAAAAAGGCUAUUGGGAUGUGUCCAGCCAUAGAUGGGUCAGCUUGGAAAGGAUUCAUGUGGCGGGUGCAUGCAACCCACCUGACAACGGUAGCAGAAAAGCAUUGAGUGAAAGAUUCACAAGGCACACUUCCGUUAUAUCUAUUGAUUACCCAGGCAAAAAUUCUUUGCUGCACAUCUAUGAGGUAUUUUUCAAGGCUGUUUUAAAACUGGCGCCCGAGCUUCGUGGCUAUUCUAAAGAGUUUGCCCAUGCAUCCGUUCAGCUUUACUAUUCCUGUAAAGAAAGAUUUUCAAGUACAGUUUAUUCCCAUUACAUCUACUCUCCUCGAGAACUCACAAGAUUGAUAAAAGGACUAUAUUACAUUUUGACCAACUCCUCAAUCCGCGCUCUCUCGCAGUUGAUCGAGUGUUGGGUCUACGAAUGCCUACGACUGUAUUCUGAUCGACUGGUUUGCGAUGAGGAUAAAAAAGCGUUCGACAAAAUAAUCAUUGAAAUCACAACCGAAUACUUUCCCAACCAGAUCGAAAACUAUUAUGAAAUUCGGGACAAUCUAUUAUGCAAUUGGGUUUCACUAGAAUAUGAAAAGACGGACAGAAGAGAGCUAUCUUUCUUUGUUAGAGAGAGAUUAAAGACUUUUAACGAAGAGGAACUUGAAUCUACAUUGAUUGUCCAUGAUAGCAUGUUGGAUCAUAUGGUGAGAAUUGACCGCGCACUGAAGCAGGAUCAGGGGCACUGCAUUCUUGUGGGUCCAAGCCGCAGCGGAAAACGGUCGCUAACUCGAUUUGUCUCCUGGAUGAAUGGAAUCGAGGUUAUCCCCCUAACUCUUCACAGGAACUUCCACAUUUCUGAUUUUGAUAAGUUUCUGAGAAACAUUCUAUCAAGAUGUACUGCUGGUGGGCAGAAGAUCCUAUUACUGAUCGAUGACUCUAGUAUUUUGGAAUCAUCUUUCAUAGAAAGAAUGAACACUCUUUUGGCCAAUUCUGAUGUUCCGGGGCUUUUUGAGGCAGAGGAGCGUACCAAAUUAAUUGCUGAUUUAUCUCAAAAAGCCGAGGAGAUCGGUCUCUUGCUCGAUGAAGAUGAAGAACUCUAUUCUUGGUUCACCCAACUCAUAUCUCGAAACCUUCAUGUGGUUUUCAGUAUCAAUGACCCUAACUCAGAAAGCGCAACAAAUGUGAUUAAUUCACCAGCUUUGUUCAACAGGUGCGUUUUAAAUUGGAUGGGCGAAUGGUCCGACCAGACUCUAGCGCAAGUCGGCACAAAAAUUAUUGAAUGGAUGCCUUUAUCGUCCUCCCUUGAUGGCAGUGACCCAGAAAUGUUAAGCAAAUCCGGUACUGCCACUCCACUGAGUAAGAAAAUAGUUGAUGUCGCGAUCUUGUUUUUCAAGAACUUUCAGGUCCUAAACCUCGGGCGACAAGCUACGCCUGGCCAGUUCCUGGAUCAGCUAAAAACCUUUCAAGACAUUUACUCUAGAAAGCUUUCAGAACUUGAGAAAUCUCAGCGGUUCAUUGCUACGGGCUUAGAUACUAUGAAGGAAUCGGUCCUUCGUAUAAGGGAGCUCAAUGAGUUAUUUUCUGAGAAAGAAAAGGAGCUGAGAUCCAAAGAACAACAGGGCCGAAAGACGCUUGACAACAUGCUCUCAACACAAAAUGAAGCAGAAAGAAGACACGAAGCCACUGUAGAGAUAAGGAAAAUUUUAAGUGCACAAGAGAAAGAGCUGAGUUCACAAAGGGCUCGAAUAAUGAGUGAUUUAGCUUCAAUUGAGCCUCAAGUCCUUGAGGCGCAAAGGGGCGUCAAUAAUAUCAAAAAGCAGCAUAUGACAGAAAUAAGAUCGAUGUUCAACCCUCCUAAUAAUGUGAAGCUAACACUGGAAGCUGUAUGCUUGGUUCUUGGCUAUCACUCCAAAGAAUGGAGAGAUAUUCAAAGUUUUGUCCGUAAAGAUGAGUUCAUCUCAAGCAUUGUUCAAUAUGACACUGAGAUGAUGAUGAAUGCAACGAUCAGGGACUUCAUAAAGAAAGAAUACCUUAUGAAGCCCGGUUUCAACUUCGAAGCUGUGAAUCACGCAAGCAAGGCAUGUGGUCCCUUGUUUCAAUGGGUGGUUGCCCAAGUUGAGUACUCUACUAUUCUCAAUACCAUAUCUCCAUUAAAGAAUGACGUCGCAAAAAUUGAAAAGGAAAUGCUUCAGACAAAAGCUAGGCUUCUCGCCUCCGAGGACAUGAUAUCCGAUUAUAGAGACUUAAUGGAAAGCUCAAAGAGAGAAUACAGCAACAUUAUUCGGGAAACUGAAGCAAUUAAAGCUGAGCUAUCGGCAGUUGAGCACAAGGUUUCGAGGUCACGCAAGCUAUUAGACAGCCUGGCAUCCGAAAAUGAACGCUGGUCCAGUAGUACUGUAACAUUCAAAGAGCUGAGGCAGAAUAUUGUGGGCGAUUGUCUCUUGUCAUCUCUAUUUAUCAGCUAUUGUGGGGCUAAAGACCGGAAAACAAGACUUGAGCUUAUUAGAUCGUGGAAGAAGCAUUUGGGUGAGUUGAGCGUGUCUUAUGAUCAAAACUACACUUUCUGUAAUCAUCUCGUUGAUUUUCAAGAACGAUCUCGCUGGUUUUCAAACGGACUCCCAGAUGAUUACACCUGCAUCGAAAACUUCUAUAUUUUGUUCAACAGUCUCCACUACCCGUUUGUUGUAGAUCCGGAGCUCAAAGUUUUUCAUGCUCUCCGUAGGCACUUCGGGAACACUAUUGCAAUGACAAGCUUUCUUGACAGUGGCUUUGUCAAAAAAUUAGAGAACACGCUUCGGUUUGGAGGUUGCAUCAUAAUACAGGACGGAGAGUUUUAUGACCCGAUUAUUUCGAAACUUAUUGCAAAGGAAUUCAGAAAAACGGGCGGAAAAGAGACAAUACAAAUUGGUGAUCGCGACAUUGACAUUGACCCUAAUUUCUUCAUGGUCAUUUUCACCCGGGACGCAAGUUGGAGCAUUCCUCUCUUUUUGCGGGCGCGGAUGUCCAUUGUUGACUUCACUGUUGACAAAAACUCUAUUGAGCCUCAAGCACUCGAGAUUGCUCUUGAAUGCCAAAAACCGGAGUUGCAUGAAAAGCGCAAGGCUCUGGCUCAGUUGAACGGCGAAUACAAGCUUCGCCUAAGUUGCUUGGAGAAAGAGCUUCUUGAAGCACUGAACAGUUCUCCAAACAGUGUUCUUGAAAAUGAAUCGUUGAUAACAACCCUGGAGCAACUCAAAACCCAGUCUAAUGAAAUCCAAGGCAGAAUUCUUGAAACAAAAGGUGUGAUCGAGGAGGUUGAGCAAGCUGUGAAUGAAUUUAGAGCCUUGAGUCAGCAUGCGUUCAGGCUCUAUUCAAUUGUCGAACAUCUGCCAUCCCUUCAUUGGGCAUACCAAGUGACAGUGAACUGCUUUCUAAAUUGCUUCAGAUCUAUAUUCAAUCAUGACAAAGGUUGUGAAAGUAAAAAUACAAACCAGCUAUUGAGAUCUUUUUACCGAAGGAUUUUUGAGGUUCUUUCUCCCGGGCUUCUCGACGAUGACAAGCUCGCUCUUGGUGUUAUGCUCCUCGUGUCAUAUUUUGAGCCAGCUGAACCUUCUGCUUUCUGUGAAAUACUUAGUCAAUUGAUGUCAAGUAUACGCACCUCGCCAAAAUCACCCACGCUCAACAUACCAUUGGAUUUUGAGUCAGCAGAGGUAAAGACAUACACGCAGAACUUAAUUGAAGGUUUUGAAGACUUUGACAUAUAUCAUCGACUUCAGGCGGCUGUGGAAUUUCUACCGCCGGCCGAAUCGUAUCAGCUCAAGGAAUUUGUUAAGGAGUGGGAUUAUGUGCCGAUCGUCAUUGUUUGCGAAAGGGGAACAGACAGCACCUAUCGCGUUUCUCAACUUGCUCAAGAGCUGUCGCGGGAACUGUCAAUUGUAUCUCUAGGCUCUUCUGAAAGUACCUCGAUGGCCGAGAACGCCCUUUCUCACUGCGCAAAAGAAGGUCAUUGGUUACUAAUUCAAAAUCUUCAAAUGUCCCCCGACUGGGUUAAGUCGGUCUUGACAAAAAGGCUCGAAUUGUUAGCUAGUGAUACCAACAAAUCCUCAAGCUUUCGGGUAUUCAUGACUUGUGAGCUAGAGGGACGUGCACCACCACCGCCUUUGAUCCAGACAAGUUGGAAAGUUGUUCAUGAAAGUGAAAAAGGUAUUUUACAAAGUGCAAGGGAUGUAUGGGGAACUAUUUCUCGCCCGGGUACUAUUCGUCCCCCCGAAAAGCUUUUCUGCCGUUUUCUUUUGGCUUGGUUCCACGCCCUUCUAGUUGAGAACAGCAGACUUCAUCCGCUAGGAUUUACAAAAAAGUAUGACUUCAACGAUUCAGACUUUGCCGCCGGCAUUGCGUACCUUGAUGGCUUUUUCGACUGCUUGUCUUCUUCGCAUAACAGCAUCAAACCGGCAGACAUAUCAUGGAUAGAACUGCAGUUUAACAUCGCUACUAUCAUCUACGGAGGAAAAAUUGAUGACGAAAAGGAUAUCCUACGCUGCAUUGAGCUGGCGGCAGGUCUUUUCAAUGAACGUGCAUUUGAGCCAGACUUUGAGAUCGCGCCGGGCUUGCUGGCCCCUCAGAAUAGACAAGAGUGGACCAGCAUUCAGGAAUGGUUGGUGCAAUGCCGUCCCCCCGAAAACUGGUCCCAAUGGUUACAGCUCGCGGAGAACGUGGAACUCGAACGCCGUGAGCUGCAUGCAGCUAACGUGGCAAGUUCAGUGAUCCAAAUCCUGAAGGGCUUGUGA